Molecule: messenger RNA, 621 nt
Organism: Adineta ricciae
Lineage: Eukaryota; Metazoa; Rotifera; Eurotatoria; Adinetida; Adinetidae
Source: the annotation of a GenBank genome assembly
AUGGCAUUGCGAAAAAAAGUCCUACUCAAAGUUAUUAUUCUGGGCGAUAGCGGUGUCGGCAAAACAUCCCUUAUGAACCAAUUCGUUAACCGAAAAUUUUCAAACCAAUACAAAGCAACCAUAGGUGCCGAUUUCCUAACUAAAGAAUUACAAAUCGAUGAUCGACUUGUCACUAUGCAGAUUUGGGACACAGCCGGUCAAGAGCGUUUUCAAAGUUUAGGUGUUGCGUUUUAUCGUGGUGCUGAUUGUUGUGUUCUUGUCAUGGAUGUCACUUCGCCGUCGUCGUUCAAAUCAUUGGAAAGUUGGAAAGAUGAAUUUCUUAUUCAAGCGGGACCGCGCGACCCAGAAAAUUUCCCUUUUAUUGUUCUUGGGAACAAAUCCGAUUUAGAAAAUCGAGCCAUUCAAGCACGUAAAGCUCAAAGUUGGUGUCAAGAAAAAAACAAUAUUCCGUACUUCGAAACAUCAGCUAAAGAAGGUCUUAAUGUUGAAAAAGCCUUUGAAACCGUGGCUCGUAAUGCCCUAGCUCGCGAAAAAGAAACCGAUCAACAAGCUGAUUUUCCCAUUCCAAUACGCAUUCCACAACAAGAAGAACCACAGAAAAAGAACGGGUGUCAAUGUUAA